Molecule: messenger RNA, 4284 nt
Organism: Coregonus sp. 'balchen'
Lineage: Eukaryota; Metazoa; Chordata; Actinopteri; Salmoniformes; Salmonidae
Source: the annotation of a GenBank genome assembly
AUGGUCAAUAAACUGGAGAAGACCAAAGAUGAAGAACAUUGUAUCAACCCCAGUGUGUUUCAGGAGUUUAUCACUGAGGCAAGGUUAGUGACCUGGCUCCUACUCUCUCUACUACUGAAUGGUACAUAUGCUCCUGACUGUUUCAAUUACUUCUGCUACUUAACAGUGGUCUUACUCUAGGUAUCAUGGAGAAUGUUCACACUGCUCUCUUCUCUUCCAGUGAAAGUGAUCUGGAGGAGGUCCUGACAUUCUACACACACAAAAACAAAUCAGCUAGCGUCUUCUUGAGAACCAAAUGUAGGAGCACUAAACCUGACAAUAGCAACAGCUAUGGUUCGGGAGAGCCAGCUACCACAGAGAAUCAUAAAAGUGAGUAGAAAUGUAAUUAUUUUUUGACACCAUCUGUACAGUUGGGACCUUUGUAUUCCAGUGCCCCACAAAGUUGACAUAUUUCUACAAUUAUUUUGACAUUUCAUUUAAUUAUUUGUUGAGAAAUCGUUUAUAAUGUAUUUGGACAUUUUGAUUUUGAAAAACCACAUUGUGGAAAAAAAGACAUACAAAGUCAAGUACAGGUCAGCUUCUAAUAAUUAACCCUCAUUGGUUGAAAAUAAAUGUGUGUCGGAGCCAUGGAAUGGCUGGCUGGAUGAUAACAGGGAUCUGGCUUAUUUUGUGCUCUGAACAGCUCUGCCUGUGGCCGAAGACUGCUCCAGCGCCUCAGCCUCUGAGUCCUCACUGUCUGAAGUCAGAAUCAGCACAGACCAGCCCACUGCAAAUCAACCCACUGUAGAGCAACCGUCUGUAGCCCUUAGAAGUAGUAAACAACCUGAGGUCCAGGCCUCCCAGCACUCCUCCAGCUUCCCAGCUGUCUUAGACUGUGGCCACAUCCACCUGCAGCACUACCCUCACCCCCAGAACCUACCUCAGUCUCUGCCCCUGCACUGCCCCCAUCUCAGCCCUCGUCCUACGUCCAGUCUCGUCUCCACUCCCCUCGCCAGCCCGAGGCCCCUCCACAGCCCCAGGCCUUUGUGUUCUCCUCAGUCUCCACCCUGGUCCCCCAGCCCCCUCGGGUCAUAUGGGCAGCUGCCCGCCCUGGUCCCACCACAGUCUCAGCCCCACCGGUCUCCCAGGUCCUGAGGCAGGUCCAGUCCUUUACCUCCACCUCUUCCUCCUCCACGGCUGCAGCCUUGUCCUCCAUGCCCGAGGACAUCCACGUCUACAGUCAGAAGCUCUCCAGGCCCACUUCUGCAGGUCAGGGUAAAGAGAACACCCUUGAUAGAUGUCUGGUGUGUUCUCAGCUCCCAGUCUUUCUAUGCCCUAAGACAUUAAUUAAUAACAUGUUUCGCUCUCUGCUUCAGCAAUCAGAAGGACUGCCUCCUGCUGGCCCAGACCAGAUCCAACUGGGGUCUUUAAGGAUCUGGACUCCCUGUCUGCUCAGACCCAGUCCAACCAGCAAGCCAUUGUCUUAGUCCUGCAGAAACUGGCUGAAAAGCAGGCUGCCCACCAGUACACCAGCUCCAGCUACAUCAGUCUCCUAACACAAUAUGUGAGUCUCCUGUCACCCUACCCAACCCCUCUUACUUGCUCAACAACUAGAUAGUGUUCAUAUCAGGAUACAAAACUACUACAAAUCUAUCAUACACUGUAAAGUGAUUUGUGUUAUUCUCUAGAUGAGUAAAGGGAAUCCACACAUCCUGCACAGUGGUCUUACUGCAAGGGUUUUAAUAUUCCACCGGGUUGUUGGUGUGUAAACCUCUCUGUGACCCCAUUGUGAGUGACAGCUCAGAGCUCAGUAUUGCUUACUCAUCCAGCAGGCAGAGCAGAGUGGUGGGGUGGUGAGCUGAUCUGAGGCUCCGUGUGAGGUCUCAUUAUCAGAUGCACCAAAGGGGUCACUGUUGAUAUUUAACAGGUAGUCACUUUUUCUGUGGUUAUUGAUGCUUAUAAAUAAAAUAAUGUGGAAAUUAGAACUGAGUGGGGGAGCGAUGGAUCUGUUUGCUCCACCACCACUUUUUUUCAACUUUUCCCUGAAGGUUUUUUGUUCACAGUGGGUAAGCCCACCAGCCUCCCUCCCUCCCUCUCUCUCCCUCCCUGGGAGUUUCUUGUGAUGGCACCAGACCACACAGAAUGCAGUUGUAUAUCUUCCUCUUCUCUGUACAGUAUUCUAUUUCUCUGAAAGGUGUUCCCUGUAAUUCCCAUGGAAAGUUAAUCCUGGUCAUGACAGAGGGUUAUUUUGCAGAGCAAAAUAGUUUAAUGGUUUGCACUUAAAGGGUCUGAAUAUACUUGGCCUUUCCCUUGACUCAGAUUAGAAGUCAUUAAAUCACUUAUUUAACUCAAUAGAGUGUUUUGUAUGGAGAAGCAACACCCUGUUGCACGGUUGACCUCUGAAGAUUCAGCAAUUACUCUUUUUCACAUGCCAGGCCUCAUCUUUUGGGAAUAACCGUAACUACCUCUUACAAUGUAAUUGUUUCCAAUGGGGUGAAUUUAAGUAUUGUUAUCAUGUGUAAUCUAAUCUAAUCUAAUCUUUGGCCGUAAAAUAUGUGCUUGAUUGUGAGUCCUCCCUCUAACUAACUUGCGUCUUGAGGGCGUGCAACAUGAUUACACUUUAAUAACGUUUUUUUAGACAGGCCCAUGUACACCCCAACAUGAUUCAACAUGAUAUAGUAUUUAAGUAAUUACAUUUUGGUUUGGAGAAGGGUGUUCUUUGACCCAUUGUGUUGAAACGUGAUAGCAUUAAUGUCACUAUGUCUCUUAUGUUUCGGGUAUAUCAAACAGGGCAUUAUUUGCACCCAAAACUGUGAAUUGUAAAUUAAAGUCAUUUCCUCCCUCCCUCAGUCCCACCCAGGAGAGCAGAAGCAGACACACAUCAAGUGUAAUGCUAGCAAUGUACAUAUUAAGGUAGCCUGGAGUUGUCCACUAAGAUGAGAAACACCUUAGUCCUGAUGAACAACAUGGGUGUGCCUUUUGAGCAGUUAUUCACGGUUGAUUAGGUAAUGUUGGAAUUUCAGAUUUCAUGGAUUCAAAUUUAUAUUAAAAUGUGUUAUGGAUUUACUGAAAAUAAAUGCCUAAUUGGCAUACCAUUUGAGAUCUGUUGACAGUGUAUUGUGGAUUACCUGCAAAUCCUUUAGGAUUGAAAAUAAACUAUAUCGGGCCCUGAAAAGCAGCCCGACCUGGCUGUGUUCUGUCAGCUCCUGCAUUAAUUUAAACACCUGUCAUUUAGGAAUGUUUGAGUUUUCCCUUUCCCUGGAAUGAAGACUAGCCAAACAAUUAGUUCACCUACCCAGAACUCGGAUUAAAAACCAGAGAAAAUAAACAACCCUGUCAUUUCUAAAAAGAAGGUGGACAAAAGUACUUUUUUUCCACUUUGCAGAAUCACAAUCACGCAUGAGAAAAUCUAUUUUUUCCUCCAAAUAAAAUGUCAACUAUCACCAUUAACUGAACUCAUCAGGAAACAGAUUAAUAAUUUGUCAUUUGUUCUCCAGUCUCUUUUUCCCCUAGUCCAGUGCUUUUCAUGAGCCCCUCUGUGUGGUUCUGCACAGUAGGCUGGAGGGCAGGAAACAGAGGAGGGCAAUAGAAAUCUGUGUAAGUAUUCAUUUCCACCAAAUUCCAGGCCUGUCUGAUAAUGGCUCCCAGGGCAGUAUAGAUAGUACCGUAUGUUGGGAGAGUGCAGCAGAUGAUGCUGUAGCAUGCUGUAAUGUAAUGGGGAGGGAUACUGUAGCACCUAACUGCUAAUUGUGCUGUUAUUGUUGUAAACAGAUUUGACUGGUGAGUAAUGACCAGUGUCCCUCUCAGGAGGGUGGGGGGCAAAGGGGAGGGGGGACCACCUGGAUGCAGAGCGUAUUGGAGACCGGAGACUAGCUCCCUGAUGCACUAUGUACAUUUCACACAGCUGGGGUGGGAGAAAUGAGACUGGUGCUGUUGCUGCUGCUGCAUCACAGAGGGAAGUCGCCAGUGGGUAUGAGUCAAGUAAGAACAAAUAGAGAGUCCUGGUGUCUGCAGUACCAUAGUGGGAAGACAAGUAACUUAAACUGAUUAUAUUACCUGUAUCUGCUUGCGUACUGAAUAAGACCAUGUAUUGACAGUUCAGGUUUAACCAUUUUUCUCUGGAGAGAUUCCUGGCAGACAUGUUUUACCACAAAUGUUCAGAAUGUAGGCGUUAUUGUGCCAAUGAUGAAUACAGUUUCUGAUGCAUUGUCACUGUGUGUUCUCUUGUCCCUGCAGUUGACCAAUCUGAACCUGACUAACAGGGUGCUGAGAAGAGGGGCCAUCACCCUGACCCCCGCGGUGUGA